Messenger RNA from Esox lucius (northern pike), 1920 nucleotides. RefSeq names its product complexin 4a (gene cplx4a). The transcript is spliced from 3 exons. Lineage: Eukaryota; Metazoa; Chordata; Actinopteri; Esociformes; Esocidae. Gene Ontology annotation, molecular function: syntaxin binding. Gene Ontology annotation, biological process: synaptic vesicle exocytosis; neurotransmitter transport; regulation of neurotransmitter secretion. The record is from RefSeq and is a predicted model, not a curated record. Bases 470 to 946 code for a protein of 158 amino acids. Gene Ontology annotation, cellular component: SNARE complex; terminal bouton.
GGCGGAGAGAUGCAACAUAUGUGAUGAAAGCACCAACCGACUGACGGAGGAACAAGAAUAUCUUAGGAUCUUGAAAUCCCCAAAUUUUACGUGACCUAUUCACGGUGCUGUUCACCAAUACUGCCAUCGAUUGAUUGUGGAUAAUAGUUAAAAGGAAUCUGUAAAGUUGUGUUUUGCAAAACAACAUGCAAAGCAACAAGGCCAUCUGCCUCUUAGUACCAGGAGGCUGUGGUGAGGUUUAAUCCAGAUUACGACCAGCCAUAAAAAAAGAGAGAAAAGAACUGGUGUCUGUUCAUAGCCAUCAGUGUGUCCUUCAAUAAGCAUCCAGGCAGUAGGACAGGUUAGCUAGCUAUAUAGGAUCCCACUGGAUUUAACCAACAGAUAUCAAUCCCACACAAGGGAAGCAACUUGUGUUAUAAAGAAUAAUAUCUAUAUCUUUAAGUCUAGAAGAUCGCAGUAGGGCAGCAAAAUGUUUCUAAUCAAGACUAUGAUGCCUAACCCGUUGGCUGGUUUGAAUCCUAUGGGUGGAGGAGAGGCGGAAGCGGAGGCGGCCCCUGCCGACCCAGCCAAAGCCGCAGGGAUGACACGCGAGGAGUAUGAGGAGUAUCAGAAACAGUUGGUGGAGGAGAAGAUGGAGAGAGAUGCCGACUUCUUACACAAGAAGGCUGAGAGAGCAACUUUGCGGGUAUGUCUAAGAGACAAGUACAGGCUCCCAAAGAGUGAGCAGGAUGAAAACAUGCUUGCCAUGGCUGGAGAUGAUGUAGACGUACCUGAGGAGUUGCUCAAGAUGGUGGACGAGGACGCUACUGAGGAAGAAGACAAAGACUCCAUCUUGGGUGGCAUUCAGAAUCUCCAGAACAUGGACAUGGACCAGCUAAAGGAAAAGGCCUCAGCCACAGUGACAGAGAUUAAAGCUAAGGCAGAGGAGAAAUGCUCCAUCAUGUAAAUAAAUAAAAUUGAUGAUUUCAGUUAAUUGAUAAAGGAUGAGUCCUACAUUCCUUUUGAGUCAAUAUUCUUUUUGUCAUUUACCAGAGUCCUGUUCAUGUAUUGAGGUAAAGUGUGGUGAAAAGAUGGCUUAAGUGGAAGGUUCCACCAUGCAGAAGAACUAGAUUUAAAAUUGGUAUUUGAGAUCUUUCAGUCUGCUUUUAGUGUCUUGAUUAAGACUGUUCUGGGAGAACUUUUAGAUAGGUUCUAUUGGUUCCAUUGCACCAGGCAUUGCUCAGUCAAGCACAGCUGAAAGAAAACAAAUACAAUAUGAAACCACCUUCUCUCCACCCCCUAUCCAUGAUUAUAGCUGUGAAAGUUCCUUGAAGACAUACUGUAUGUCCAAUGGCAAAGGGUUUUGUUGGAAACUUCCUAAACAACCUCUUGUGCAAAUGGUCUGUUUUGAUGUGCCCCUCUUAAUUAGCAGUAUAGCAGUACAAAACAUAUGUGUGUGAAUAAAUGAAGUUUUAGACUGUUUCUUCCCCAUCUGUCCUUUUGUGUUUUUCUCUGUAUUUCAUCCUGAUUCAUUAAAUAAUUAACAAAUUAUUUUCUGAAGAAAUAAUAGUCAACUUGGGCAAUUUUCCUACAUAAAUGCAACUGGCAGUAAAGUGGACAAUUGAAAAAUGCUUUCUGUUGCGUAUACCCCUAGCCACACAUACAGUUCAACAACUUUGACAAUUAUCUCACUGUUAAUUUAAAACCACAUGCAUACACCAAGGAAGAGAUAAAUACUUGCGGUUUUGCACAAAUCAUCAUAUAAAUAAAAGAUGUAGGUUUUAUUCACUGUAAAUUAACAUAGACACUUACACUUUAGUAAUGUUUAGGAUUCUAGAUUAAAUUAUAUAAACAUAUAUUAACUGUUUGUCUAUUGUGCAAGUAGAAUGAUACAUGUUUAUGGAGAACUCAUUGACUAAUAAAAUGACUGUCUUGUAUAAA